AUGGUCUAUAAUCAAUCAGGAAAAAAUAUUGACGAGUUCGAUGAUAUACAAGCAGAUUUCGGACCAUUGUUGCCGUAUAAUGGAAUAAAAGGUUAUGUAGUUCUGGCGAAUCCAGUUCAUGCAUGUCAACAAAUUCAACCACCACCGAACAUUACUAACCACACGGAAACAUAUACAUUUUGGAUUGCACUCAUUCAACGUGUAAAACCAACGCCAGGUGGAAAUGGUUCUUGUAAUUUUGAUCAAAAAGUAAUUAAUGCACAAAAAUAUUUUAAUGCAGUUAUCAUUUAUAAUUAUGAAGAUAAAAUGAUAAAAAUGAGUGCAGGCGGCAGUGGAAAAGUGUUAAUUCCAGCUGUUGCUAUAUCAAAAAGUGACGGCUUAACAAUAAUUAAUCAAUACGUGCACAAUAAAUCUUCAAGUCAUACACCAUUAUAUUACAUAAUAAUUACACCUGAUCAAACAUUCAACUUAACAUAUUAUUUGAUACCGUUUGCUGCGAUUGUCGGUAUCUGUCUGUUUGGUUUAUGCAGUUUUGUUUUAGUCAAAUGUUAUUUGCAUCGUCGUAGAGAACGGAGACAUCGUUUACCUCGAUCAGCUUUGAAACAAUUAAAAGUAAAAAAAUUUCAGAAAGGUGAUCCGUACGAUGUAUGUGCAAUUUGUUUGGAUGACUACGAAGAUGGUGCAAAAUUAAGAAUACUCCCAUGUGAUCACGCAUAUCAUAUGAAAUGUAUUGAUCCUUGGCUAUUAAAUAACAGACGUCAAUGUCCUAUUUGCAAACGUUAUGUAUUUCCAAAUCGAGAUCAGGAUUCAGAGGAUGAAUCUGAUCAUCGACCAACGGAACAAACGCCUCUUCUUGGUGCGACAGCUGAACCAAAUAACGGUUCAACUCCAAGAGCCCGUUUUAACACAACAGUAGAGGAACAUGACAGUAAUCAUCAACAACAACAACGUCGAAUUCAACGAACUAGUGGCGAUUCACAUGGAAUAUAUGGCAGCGUUCAGUCAUCCUCUUUUACAACGCCUCAUGCUGCGAAUUUCUUUCUUGAUAGUCUUGGUGAUCAAAAUACUAGUGAUUUAUCACAAUCACAUUCUUAUCCAAACACAGCACCGAUUAAUCAAGGUACUAGAACAACACCCUAUAUGAAUAUUUCAGUUAAAAGUGUCGAUGAGAUGUCGUCGUCCGAUGAACAUAGCAACGAUGAUAAUAUGCAUUCAGUUGUAUCAGACACAACGCAGAUCAAUCAAGGCUAUUUAGACGAUUAUGAUGUUGAGAAUACUACUUUGCGUACAAUAGUCUAA
Didymodactylos carnosus is the source of this 1299-nucleotide messenger RNA. The record is from the annotation of a GenBank genome assembly. NCBI's taxonomy places the organism in Eukaryota, Metazoa, Rotifera, Eurotatoria, Philodinida, Philodinidae.